CCGGAUUGGAUUGCAGUGGCACCGAUCACGGCUCACCACAGCCUCAACUUCCAGGACGCAGGCAAUCCUCCCACCUCAGCCUCCAGAAUAGCUGGGUCUGCAGGUUUAUGGCCACAAAUGAUUUGAUGACGGAGCUGCAGAAAGAUUCCAUCAAGCUGGAUGAUGACAGUGAAAGGAAGGUGGUGAAGAUGAUCUUGAAGCUGCUGGAAGAUAAAAACGGGGAGGUGCAGAACCUGGCUGUGAAGUGUCUUGGUCCUUUGGUGAGUAAAGUGAAAGAGUACCAAGUAGAGACGAUUGUCGACACCCUCUGCACCAACAUGCUUUCUGAUAAGGAGCAGCUUCGAGACAUUUCAAGCAUUGGUCUUAAAACAGUAAUUGGAGAGCUCCCUCCAGCUUCCAGUGGCUCUGCAUUAGCUGCUAAUGUAUGUAAAAAGAUUACUGGGCGUCUUACCAGUGCAAUAGCAAAACAGGAAGAUGUCUCCGUACAACUGGAAGCCUUGGAUAUCAUGGCUGAUAUGUUGAGCAGGCAAGGAGGACUUCUUGUUAAUUUCCAUCCUUCAAUUCUGACCUGUCUGCUUCCCCAGUUGACCAGCCCUAGACUUGCAGUGAGGAAAAGAACCAUUAUCGCUCUUGGCCAUCUGGUUAUGAGCUGUGGAAAUAUAGUUUUUGUAGAUCUUAUUGAACAUCUGCUGUCAGAGUUGUCCAAAAAUGAUUCCAUGUCAACAACAAGAACCUAUAUACAGUGUAUUGCUGCUAUUAGUAGACAAGCUGGUCAUAGAAUAGGUGAAUACCUUGAGAAGAUAAUUCCUUUGGUGGUAAAGUUUUGUAAUGUUGAUGAUGAUGAAUUAAGAGAGUACUGCAUUCAAGCCUUUGAAUCAUUUGUAAGAAGAUGUCCUAAGGAAGUGUAUCCUCACGUAUCUACCAUUAUCAAUAUAUGUCUUAAAUAUCUCACCUAUGAUCCAAAUUACAAUUAUGAUGAUGAAGAUGAAGAUGAGAAUGCAAUGGAUGCUGACGGUGCUGACGACGACGAUCAAGGUAGCGAUGAUGAAUACAGUGACGAUGAUGACAUGAGCUGGAAAGUGAGACGCGCAGCUGCCAAGUGCUUGGACGCUGUGGUUAGCACCAGGCAUGAGAUGCUUCCAGAAUUCUACAAGACCGUCUCUCCUGCACUGAUAUCCCGAUUUAAAGAGCGCGAAGAGAAUGUCAAGGCAGAUGUCUUUCACGCAUACCUUUCUCUUUUGAAGCAAACUCGUCCUGUGCAGAGUUGGCUGUGUGACCCUGAUGCCAUGGAGCAGGGAGAGACGCCUUUGACGAUGCUGCAGAGCCAGGUUCCCAACAUCGUUAAAGCUCUGCACAAACAGAUGAAAGAAAAAAGCGUGAAGACUCGACAGUGUUGUUUUAACAUGUUAACUGAACUGGUAAACGUGUUACCUGGAGCCCUGACGCAGCACAUUCCUGUACUUGUACCAGGAAUUAUUUUCUCACUGAAUGAUAAAUCGAGCUCCUCGAACCUGAAGAUUGAUGCCCUCUCUUGUCUCUAUGUGAUCCUUUGUAACCACUCUCCUCAGGCCUUCCACCCUCACGUCCAGGCCCUGGUUCCUCCCGUGGUGGCCUGUGUCGGAGACCCCUUUUACAAGAUUACGUCGGAAGCUCUCCUUGUGACUCAGCAGCUCGUCAAGGUGAUUCGCCCUUUGGAUCAGCCUUCCUCAUUUGAUGCAACUCCUUACAUCAAGGAUCUCUUUACCUGCACCAUCAAGAGAUUAAAAGCAGCUGACAUUGACCAGGAAGUCAAGGAAAGGGCUAUUUCCUGCAUGGGACAGAUUAUUUGCAGCCUUGGAGACAACUUGGGCUCUGAUUUGCCUAAUACGCUUCAGAUUUUCUUGGAGAGACUAAAGAAUGAAAUCACCCGGCUAACGACGGUGAAGGCGUUGACGCUGAUUGCUGGGUCACCUCUGAAGAUAGACUUGAGACCUGUCCUGGGAGAAGGGGUUCCCAUCCUGGCUUCGUUCCUCCGAAAAAACCAGCGAGCUCUGAAACUGGGCACCCUCUCUGCCCUGGAUAUCCUCAUAAAGAACUACAGUGACAGCUUGACAGCCGCCAUGAUCGACGCGGUUCUGGAUGAGCUCCCGCCACUCAUCAGUGAGAGCGACAUGCAUGUCUCCCAGAUGGCCAUCAGCUUCCUCACCACCCUGGCGAAGGUGUAUCCCUCCUCCCUCUCAAAGAUAAGUGGAUCCAUUCUCAACGAGCUGAUCGGACUCGUGCGGUCACCCUUAUUGCAGGGGGGUGCCCUCAGUGCCAUGCUGGACUUCUUCCAAGCCCUGGUCGUCACAGGAACAAACAGUCUCGGGUACAUGGACUUGCUGCGCAUGCUGACUGGCCCGGUCUACUCACAGAGCACAGCCCUCACUCAUAAGCAGUCUUACUACUCCAUUGCCAAGUGCGUGGCGGCACUCACUCGAGCAUGCCCCAAGGAGGGCCCCGCUGUGGUAGGUCAGUUUAUUCAAGAUGUCAAGAACUCGAGGUCCACAGAUUCUAUUCGUCUCUUAGCUCUGCUUUCUCUUGGAGAAGUUGGGCACCAUAUUGACUUAAGUGGGCAGUUGGAACUCAAAUCUGUGAUCUUGGAAGCCUUCUCAUCUCCUAGUGAAGAAGUGAAGUCAGCUGCAUCCUAUGCGUUAGGCAGCAUUAGCGUAGGCAACCUUCCGGAGUAUCUGCCGUUCGUCCUGCAAGAGAUAACCAGUCAGCCCAAAAGGCAGUAUCUUCUGCUUCACUCCUUGAAGGAAAUUAUUAGCUCUGCAUCAGUGUUGGGCCUUAAACCGUAUGUUGAAAACAUCUGGGCCUUAUUACUAAAGCACUGUGAGUGUGCAGAAGAAGGAACCAGAAAUGUUGUUGCUGAAUGUCUGGGAAAACUCACUCUAAUUGAUCCAGAAACUCUUCUCCCAAGGCUUAAGGGAUACUUGAUAUCGGGCUCUUCCUAUGCCCGGAGCUCAGUGGUUACAGCUGUGAAGUUCACAAUUUCUGACCACCCACAGCCUAUUGACCCACUGUUAAAGAACUGCAUAGGUGAUUUCCUAAAGACUUUGGAAGACCCAGAUUUGAAUGUUAGAAGAGUAGCCUUGGUCACGUUCAACUCCGCAGCACAUAACAAGCCAUCGUUGAUACGGGAUCUGCUGGAUACUGUUCUGCCACAUCUUUACAAUGAAACCAAAGUCAGAAAAGAGCUUAUAAGAGAGGUAGAAAUGGGUCCAUUUAAACAUACGGUUGAUGACGGUCUGGAUAUUAGAAAGGCAGCUUUUGAGUGUAUGUACACACUUCUAGACAGUUGUCUUGAUAGGCUAGAUAUCUUCGAAUUUCUAAAUCAUGUUGAAGAUGGUUUGAAGGACCAUUAUGAUAUUAAGAUGCUGACAUUUUUAAUGUUGGUGAGACUGUCCACCCUUUGUCCAAGUGCAGUACUGCAGAGGUUGGACCGACUUGUUGAACCAUUGCGUGCCACCUGUACCACCAAGGUGAAGGCAAACUCUGUCAAGCAGGAGUUUGAAAAGCAGGACGAAUUAAAGCGCUCCGCCAUGAGAGCUGUGGCGGCCCUGCUCACCAUUCCAGAGGCAGAGAAGAGCCCGCUGAUGAGUGAAUUCCAGUCUCAGAUCAGUUCCAACCCUGAGCUGGCCGCCAUCUUUGAGAGUAUCCAGAAGGAUUCGUCGUCCACUAACUUGGAAUCCAUGGACACUAGUUAGAUGCUUGUUCAGUCGGGGACCAUUGCGUGUGACCAUACGAUGCACUGAAUUGACAGGUUAACGAUCGUAAGACAUGGAAAGAGAAGUGUCUAAAAGCUCCAAAAUAUUCCACUUUUUUCCUUCAUGGAGACAGUCUGUUCGGCUUUCUUCCUUUGUUGUUUUGUAGCAUUUAUUUCAGAAAUGUGUAUUCCCAUAAUCCAGAGGUUGUGAAACCACUAAUGUUCUAGUGGUUAGGGCAACAUUUUAAAUGGAAACUGAAAGUUAGGAUUCAUGGAGUGUGGAGAAAGGGUCCAGUAUCUAUUUUACCCUGUAAUGUUUAGGAUUAAAAUGUUAAAAUUUUGUGACCAUGAAUUUCUUUCUUUUACAAAAUUUUCUCAUUUAAAAAUCAAAAAUUCUUAAGACAAAAACCAUGUUUAUUUUUCUUGUUUAACUUUUUGUUUCAGCAACAUAAAUUGAUUUUUAGCUGGCAGAGAAGAAUAUCCAUAGAAGAUCUGUUACAUGUUAGAGGAUUUGGAAGUUUAGAAAGAGAUAAUAAGGUGUCAUUUUUAAAGUCUGGGGGUGAACAAUAAUAUCCCUGUUGCGCACACUAAUUUUGCAUGAGCAAGUUUACAAAAUAUGUAUUGUCUGUAAAGCAGCAUGUGCAGAUUAUUCAUAAUACAGAAGUUAAAAUUAAGUAUCACUAGUGCAAUUUUCAGAUAUUUAUUUUUGCACAGAAAACACAUAUCUGGAGAGAGAGAGGGGAGUAAAUUUUCAAAACUUCGGUUUUCUUAAUGCCAGUGUGAAUUUGCAGAUGUUUCAGCAAAUCAAGUCACAUAACAAUUUGCCACUUUUUUCUAGUAUAAAUUUUCUUACACAUUUAAGGUUUGAAUAUUUAAGUAAUCAGUUUUUCUCAGUUACCAGCUUGUGUGCGUGUGUUUCCACUUAGAACUCUUAAAGCCCGAUUUUUCUUUCAUUUCCUUUGGAUGUCUCCAUUCCUUAUCAAAGGGUACAAGUACUGUGUAUGCUUUUGAAUUUUAGUUUUAGGAAAAGUCGAAGCCGCUGUCACGGGUGUGUUAGCUGAUGAUUGUUUUCUUUUAGUUGAGCUUGAUUUGUCCCCGCCUCUUGUAGAGCUAAUUUACAUACUGCAUUUGGUGUUAACCAUUUUUCCUGUUUAGGGGGUCUCUGCUGGGGGAGCAAAGCUUUUGCAGUACCUUUCAUUGUAGUCCAACGUUUAUUCCACAUGCCCUUCAGUGAACUCAUUUCACGCUGUAGCCUCUUCCUUCAAAUUUGUGGUGCUCCUGUAACAGUAAGAACUAACUUCUGAAUAAAAGACAUCUCCUAAGGCUGUGCAAAUAUAGUUUACAUGUAUUGAAGGAGGCAGUUGUUAAAGGAGUGGCCAUUUUUAAGCAAUCAGAUAUUUGAAAACUGCACCCUUUAUUUUUGAAACUGUGAAUUAGAAACACUUUUCCUGCUGUAUCACUUACCUGCUUUAACAUCCAGUGCAGUGAUUUUAAUGGAUAACAUCCUGGGGUUGUUGGAGUAACAGCUUGAUUUCAGGUGUUCAGAUGAAAUGCAGAAGACGUCGCAGCCAGUACAGACUCGGACUGGACAUUGACACGGAACGUUACAUAAAGUUAGUGCCAUCUCAGAAUGUGGCAGGUGAUCGAUCAUCUUCUACCGUGAUUUGCAUAAAACUGUAAUAGAACUUUAUUUUGAGAUGUUAGUGUAUUAUGUACUAUGCAUUACCGUGGUAUAGAUGUCGUGGAUAUAUUUAAGUAUUUGGUUACAUGGUUUCACAAUAAACUACAAUACUGCAGGCUCUAGGACUGGACUGAAUAGGAGACUGACAUGCA
This is a messenger RNA of Carlito syrichta (Philippine tarsier), 5560 nucleotides long. RefSeq names its product cullin associated and neddylation dissociated 1 (gene CAND1). NCBI's taxonomy places the organism in Eukaryota, Metazoa, Chordata, Mammalia, Primates, Tarsiidae. Gene Ontology annotation, biological process: SCF complex assembly; protein ubiquitination. Bases 108 to 3728 code for a protein of 1206 amino acids. Gene Ontology annotation, cellular component: nucleus. The record is from RefSeq and is a predicted model, not a curated record. The transcript is spliced from 15 exons.